UGGGAUAGCGUCUCCGUCCGCACACCUUUCUUCUCUCCGCGCGGCCGUAGCGGGCGCCAUCCAAAAGUAGUGUCAGCAGAUGCGAGUCGGCGUUCGAAUCGCACGGCUCUCUACUUUCCUCUUCCGUUCUCCCCACUUCCCGCUUGUCUCUUCUACCUCUCGCCGUCUUCGCUGCAACCUUUCCCCUUCCGCCGCCUCGCCCGAGGAAUGCGAGUUAAAUGAAGAAAGUGACAAAUUCUUGCGAUGGUUGAGACAGAAGGCAGGUUCUGAGAUAUCCUCAGUGUUGUCACUUGGAAAUUCCGUCCAUGGCAGGUCAUUAUUUGCUUCAAAGAAUAUAAAAUCUGGAGAAUGCAUAUUGAAGGUUCCUUAUAUCGCACAAAUAACUUCAGAGAACAUCUCUGGGGAAAUCAAACUGUUACUUCCUCGUGACAUUGAAAAUGUAUCACGACUUGCAGUAGUUCUUUUAGCAGAAAAAAAACAUGGAGAGUAUUCUGGAUGGGCGACCUAUGUCAAUAGUCUUCCUUCCGUAGAUGAGAUGCAUAAUGCAAUUUUUUGGAGCAAAGAUGAACUUGAGAUGGUUCAAGAAAGCUCAAUUUAUCAGGAAACUAUCAACUUGCAAGCUCACAUUAAGAAGGAAUACUCAGUGCUUGGACCAGUUCUAGAACAGUUCCCUUAUGUUUUUGGUGAUGUUCAUUUGAUGGAUUUCAUGCACGCGUAUGCUCUAGUUACCUCACGGGCAUGGGACACCUCCAAGGGUGUAUCUUUGAUCCCGUUUGCAGAUUUUCUUAAUCAUGAUGGCACGUGUGAUGCAGUCUUACUAAGUGAUGUACACAAUGAAAUUUCUGAGGUUAUUGCUGAUCGGGACUAUGCUGUCGGUGAACAGGUGAUGAUUAGAUAUGGCAAGUUUUCUAAUGCUACACUGCUUCUGGAUUUUGGUUUUACUCUUCCAUACAACAGAUAUGAUCAGGUCCAGCUUUUGUUGGAUAUACCUUCACAUGAUCCCUUAUAUGGAAUGAAGUCUGAGAUUCUGAAGAAGCAUUGUUGGCCAAGGACGACCACAAAUGCUGAUAAAUCCAACACUACUGGAAAUUCCUUUAUUGUCAAGGAAGUCAAAUCUGCUAAUGGAAAAGGAAAGGGUAUUCCACAAGCCCUCCGUGCAUUUGCCAGGGUUCUAUCUGCUACAUCAGUUGAAGAACUACAAUCUCUGGUCACUGAGGCUACCGAAAAUGAUGGUCGGCUAGCUCGGCGCCCUUUAAAGAGCAAUGAAAGGGAGAUUCAGGCACAUCACAUCUUGUGUUCUCGACUUCUGCACAUGAUUCAUGGUCAUGACGUUGCUCUGAAGGAACUUAAAUUUGUGGAUGCUUUUGAUUGUAAUAACCAGCAAUCUCUUAGGACUCGAAUGGCAAAGGAUCUUCUUAAUGGAGAGCUUCGAGUGAUGAAGUCCGCCUAUGCCUGGUUGACAAAUUACUGCACAAGUUUGUCGGUGCCUAAGGAGAUAUAUACUUCAUCUUGAGAGUUGCAUGAUCUAUGUCGACACGACACUUGAGUCCAGAGUUCUUGGGCAGAGAGUUCCUGGGCAGUGAUGUAUGCAUGUUCAUUCCGUUUUUGAGAAACGAAGAAUUAGAGUCAUUUUGUUGCUGUAUAUUUUGAAGGAAAAAGAAAGAAAGAAAGAAGAUUGUUGUGCAUUAAUAGAUAUUUAUUUGGUUUUUGUUUUAGAUGACAACUAUUUGUUUGGAGGUUGCUAAAUCAGAUUUUGAUUGUACGAGCUGAAAAUUCAUUCAGAUAUAAUUUGAUUCUUUUUUUAGUCGGUCU
Messenger RNA from Musa acuminata subsp. malaccensis (wild Malaysian banana), 1812 nucleotides. Its product is annotated as fructose-bisphosphate aldolase-lysine N-methyltransferase, chloroplastic. Lineage: Eukaryota; Viridiplantae; Streptophyta; Magnoliopsida; Zingiberales; Musaceae. Gene Ontology annotation, molecular function: protein-lysine N-methyltransferase activity; protein binding. The record is from RefSeq and is a predicted model, not a curated record. Gene Ontology annotation, biological process: peptidyl-lysine monomethylation.